Oppiella nova is the source of this 595-nucleotide messenger RNA. The record is from the annotation of a GenBank genome assembly. Lineage: Eukaryota; Metazoa; Arthropoda; Arachnida; Sarcoptiformes; Oppiidae.
AAAGGUGUCAAUUUAGAGAGAAAAGCGAGAAAAAGGCACAGAAUUUGAGGCCUCAAUGAAACACUACUCGAGAGAAACGAUAGAAAGAAAUAUUUGUUGAGAAGUGAUAACAAAACUGAUUACAAGACUUGACUUCAUAUUAGUUGCGAUUGUGGUGUGAAUUGGAGACAAUUGGAGACAAUGGCCAACACAGCGGUCGCGGGAAGGAUCCCAAAGCCCGUACUUCGCGGUCACGCCCAACGGUAUGUGCGAAGACAUCUGUUUGCGGCCAUCGGACUGUCCUUCGCGGGUGCCAUCGCCUGGAAGUACUUAGUGGCCGAACCACGCAAACGAAGAUAUGCUGAGUUCUAUAAGAAUUAUGACGUCGAGAAGGAAGAGAAGCGACUCAUAAGUCUUGGUCUUUACGACAAUCCCUUUCCCGAUGACUAAAGAGACCAUCGCUUCCAACCAAUUGAUUAUAAUUAUAGUUAUGUUUAGAUUUAUGUUUCAAAUAUAAUGGCAUUGCUUUCGAGUCAAAUAUGCCUCUAAUUGCCAUUUAAUGUAGUAUUGAGUUGAAGUAUAAUUUAAUAUUUAAUAAAAUGAUUUAGAUUUGGCA